AUGUAUGACCGUGCUCCAAUGCCUAUACCAGGUCAAGCUGGUGGUGGGGCUCCACAAUUGCCUCCACGUCAACAACAAGAUCAACAACAAGGACAACAACAAAAUCAACCACCACCUAUUCCACCUAAAAGACAUUCAAAAAUUAACAAUUUUAUAUCUAGAUUUAAAAAAAUGUCUACUCAAUCUCAAUCUCAAUCUCAACAACAACCAUUCGGUUCAAAUUCAGGUCCAAUUUAUGCUAAAGAUGAUUUAUUUGGUCAACCAAUUUCUACUAAUGAACCAUUAUCUCAAUUUCAAAAAAAAGAACAUGAUAUUAAACCACCAGUUGAUAAUGAUAAUAAACCAGUUGGUACAAACAAAUUUUAUACAAAUUUAUUAUUAGAAAAUCAAAAUAAUCCAAUUUGGACUCAGCCUUAUUCUAUUUGGUUUUCGAAAGAUGAUGAUUAUCAUGGAUUUGCUGUUCAUCAAGUUCAAAAAAGUAGUAUUGUUACAGGUGAUGCUACUGCUAAUGCUGUUAGAUUUUUCUUUGGUCCUUUAGGUAUUAAAUCUUUUGUUUUCGGUUCAACUGAUUUUGAUGAUACUCCUUCAUUAUCUUUACAAAAUAUUAAACAUUUAUCAGCUGAAGCUAAAUUAAAAAGUAAAUCUCAAGGUGAUUUAGUUUUUCCAGUAGUUCAAGGUCAAGGUUUUGUUACUGGUGUUUAUAACAAUUUAAUUCCAAAAUUAUCAAGUUCUGUUGGAUUUAGAAGUUUCCAAGGUGAUACUUCACCAAGAUCAGGUAUCAACAAGUAUAAAAUUGAAUUAAAUGAUGAUUCUAAAUGGGUUUUAUAUGUUACAAUUCCAGAUGGUCAAUCAUUAGAAUUAGGUCAAAAAGAUGGUAAUCAUAUCGAAGGUAAUAAUUCUGUUAAUGGUGCAAUUUUCCAACUUGCUAAAGGUGAUUCCGGUACUUAUGAUGAAGCAGCAGGUGCUUAUCAAACAGGUGCUAAUAUUACAAAUGGUUCAGUUUCUGAUAAAAAGGGUAAUUAUUCUUUGAAAUAUGAUGUUUCUGGUGAAUCAAAUUCUGGUAAUGGUUUAAUUUUCGCAUUACCUCAUCAUGUUGAUACUUUAACCUCUGAAUUGGAUGGUGCUAAAACUGAUUUAAAAUUAGAUACCAUUACAAAAGGUACAGCUACAGCUUAUUUAACAAAUGAGUUGAAAUUUAGUGUUGAUAUCCCAUCAAACAUUGGUCUUGAUCCUUAUUCGUCUAUUGAAGGUGCUUCAUUAUCAUAUUCAGAUGAUGUUUUAAAUAAGAUUAAAAAUGCUGCUAAUAGUGAUGUUGAUGAAGAUGUUGAAAAAAAAUCAGAUCUUGAUUCAAUGUAUUAUGCUGGUAAAGCUUUAGCUAAAUAUGCAUUGGUUUUAUAUGUUACUCAUUAUGUUAUUAAAGAUGAUGGUUUAACUGAAAAAUUAUUACCAAAAUUGAAGAAAGCUAUUGAAAGAUUUUCUAAGAAUGAACAACAAUAUCCAUUAGCUUAUGAUACAACUUGGAAAGGUCUUGUUUCCACUGCUGAUAGAGAUGGUGAUUUCGGUAAUGCUUAUUAUAAUGAUCAUCAUUUCCAUUAUGGUUAUCAUGUUUUUGCAAGUGCAAUCGCUGCAAAAAUUGAUGGUGAAAAAGGUGGUAAUUGGAUUGAUUCAGUUAAAGAUUUCAUUAAUGAUUUAGCAAGAGAUUAUGCUACACCAACAGAUGAUGAUCAAUAUUUCCCAGCUUUUAGAGCUUUUGAUUGGUAUAAUGGUCAUUCUUGGGCUAAAGGUGUUUUCGCUUCUGGUGAUGGUAAAGAUCAAGAAUCUACAUCAGAAGAUUAUAAUGCUUAUUAUGCUUUAAAACUUUGGGGUGAUGUUGUUGGUGAUGAAAAUUUAAAAAAUAGAAGUGAUAUUAUCUUGGGUGUUUUGAAACAUUCAAUUAAUAGUUAUUUCUUAUUAGCUGAUGAUAACAAGAAUCAACCAAAAGAUUUCAUUGCUAAUAAAGUUACUGGUAUCUUAUUUGAAAAUAAAGUUGAUUAUACAACUUAUUUCGGUACAAAUACUGAAUAUAUUCAUGGUAUUCAAGUUAUUCCUGUUACUUCAGUUAGUUCAUUUAUUAGAGGUCCAAAAUUCACUAAAGAAGAAUGGGAUCAAAAAUUAAAAGAUAUUGCACCAAAUGUUGAAGGUGGAUGGAGAGGUCUUGUUUAUUUAGAUGCAGCAUUUUUUGAUCCAGAUACUGCAUGGAAUUUCUUUUCAGCUGAUAAUUUCAAUAAAGAAUAUUUAGAUGGUGGUUUAUCAUUAACUUGGUCAUUAACUUAUUCAGGUGCUUUUGCAAACAAAUAA
Messenger RNA from Hansenula ciferrii, 2337 nucleotides. RefSeq names its product endo-1,3(4)-beta-glucanase (gene ACF2). Gene Ontology annotation, cellular component: cell surface. Lineage: Eukaryota; Fungi; Ascomycota; Saccharomycetes; Phaffomycetales; Wickerhamomycetaceae. Bases 1 to 2337 code for a protein of 778 amino acids. The transcript has a single exon. Gene Ontology annotation, molecular function: endo-1,3(4)-beta-glucanase activity; glucan endo-1,3-beta-D-glucosidase activity. The record is from RefSeq and is a predicted model, not a curated record.